AACAUACGGUCGAUAUUUGACCAACCAAUCGAUUUGCAGUUUUCAUUACUGCAAUGAUUGUGAAAAAGUGCAUUUAUUUUGAAUUUAUGUGAUAGUACAAUAUAUUGGGUAAACAUGGAGGAAAAGAAGUCUAUUCUGCACGAGCUGUAUGUAUUUUCAGAAUGGAAACCGGAGCCAGAAUACAUUCAAAAGUCUGACAGUAUUCUGCCUGAGAACAUAUCAGCUCUUUGGCGAUGGAUGAACUUCUUGGGGCCUAAAAAGAAUCUAAUUGACAACGUAACAGCGCACUUGGAAAAACAACAAAAAUGGCACAUAGCCUUAGGAGACGAGGGUAAAGUGAUAGCAGUAUUGACAGAUAAUAUAUUGGAGAUCAGAACGAAACGCUCAGAGUAUGCUACGAUUGCUGCUAGAACAACAGUGAGUCGUGAUGCAUAUCCUCAAUGGAGAAAGUUGGUGUGGAGUCCAGAUUGCUCAUUUGUGGUGCUGGCCUAUGGUAACGGUGUGGUCAGCUUCUUUGACCUGACUGCUUCCAGCCUAUUCAACAUUCCAAUUGAUUGCUCAAGACCAGGUGGAUUAGAAUGCACAGACAACACCCAUGCUGUUGCUGACAUCAUAUUCAUGCCCCUCAGAGUCAAAGAUACAAAAUGGAACUGGGAAGUCCUAGUAGUGACGUACGACGGCAAGCUGCGCGGGUUCCUAGUGUCCCAGACGGACGGCUGCAAGCUGCACCACUCGUUCCGUUUCCCGGGCGGCGUGGCGGCGCUCAAGUAUUGCGAGCCACACGCCACGCUCUAUGUCGCGGGCGUGCCGAGGGGAUCUGCUAAGGAGCCGACAUCAUCCCUAAGCGCCGGCAUCACAGCAUGGCGGAUUCUGAAUGAAGAACCGUACUACAAGCUGUCCGUAGUGUCGGACGAGCUCGAGGCGCUCGCCACCGACCGCUUCAAGCUCUAUGUGCCCUUCCGAUACUCUAACCACUUGGCGUUCAUAGUCCAAAUGGAGCUCUCCCCUGACGGCAGCAAGCUGGUCUGCCUCCACUGCAACGGCGACGUCUCAGUGUGGCGACUCCCACUCCUCAAACUGGUCUACCGUUGGCCUCUCAACACACAACCACACUUUGACUUGAGAAACCCAUUAGCUGGGGAUGAAAAACCGGGGAAGAAAGACCUGAGUGUAUUCUUCCCGGGAGAUAUUAACUGGUGGAGUAAUGAGGAGAUUAUAGUGUCGAGAUUCAGUGGAGCGGUUACUAUAUGCGAUAUAGAAACUAUGGCUAAUAUUCUUGGAAAGAAGCCUGAAUUCUUCCAGGGAUCUCCUAAGAUAACAUGCGCCCACGCCGGUACGUUCAUGGUGUUAGAGUGUGAGAGCAAUGUGCUGCCCGCCAAGAAGUCACGCAGCGAUGAAAGUAUGGAAGUAGUAAAAGUAGAAUCGGACACGGAAGACACAAUGUUGGAAGUCGCAAAAGAGCUAAUAAAAACUAUACUGUACGCGAUAACGGACAUCGAGACGUUCCAGCCGAAGCCGCGGCGCAUCACUGUUGUGUCGCGAGUGUAUCGUCUGUUGGGACUCAAGAGUACCACGCCUACUGAACUGUUCUCUAGGAAGAUCGAGAGCGGCAACUACAGCGAGGCGCUGGCGCUGGCCGACACGUUCGCGCUGGACAGCGACCUCGUGUACCAGCAGCAGUGGCGCAAGAACCCCGUCUCCACCGACGCUAUACAGAAGUACUUGAGCAAAGUAUCGAAGAAGAUCUGGGCAGUCCACCAGUGUGUGGACAGGCUACCGGAGACAUUACCCGCUGCUAAGGAACUGCUCCAGUUUGGACUGGAAUUAACCGACCAAACUAUUUUGGAUGAAAUAAAUAAGGAACAAAUAGACCCCCUGAUGGACCCCGAGCACAUCGCGCUGGAACACCUGAACGCGUACACCAGCGAGCUGCUGCGCUGCAGGCACGUCAUGCUGUUCUACAAGGAGAGGCUCAAGCUCUAUGAGUCAAUACUAAAAUGCGAGAAAUCAACGUACAUAAAAGACGAGUACGACCGUCUCCGAAGCAAUAGCGUCGUUCACAGUGCCAUGGAGAUUGCCAAAGAAGGCCGGAUAGAGGCCCUCACUUGUCUAUGGCCGCACGUCAAAACUGUUGCCAUGCAGUUGGCAGUGUUAGAAAAGCUGCCAGAGACGAUUAAUCCUUUGGAGUAUCAGCAUUUGUUACCUACAAGGCAUCCUUUCGAGUGGUUCGAUAAGAGGUCCCCGGUUAAAGUGCCGCCGUGUCUGCCGGAGGAAGAUUGGUGUAGGAAGGAAAUAUUCAGGUCGAUUUGGAGCUCAAACUGGUCAGAAGAUUCGACUCCCGAAAUCGAAACAGCAGGAGUCAUACCCUCCGCUUCAGACGACAUCGUCAAAUGGUACGACAAGAGAGCGCGAGAGAUAGAAGAGCGGAGUGGACUCGUCUCACACGCUCUCACUCUCGUCACACUUGCGACCAUAGGGGGAGGAGUGGAAGGGCUGGAUGAUAUCAUGUUCCAUUUGCUGACGUUAGACGUUCUGAUAUAUGAUAUCAAUAUUGAGGGGGUGACUCUGGAUCAGGUUCAGAAGAUGUCUAUUUUGGAGACGUGCACUAUUUUGAUGAAGAUGUCAACACCGUUAACGUUCGUAUCAGACUUGAAGCAGUUUGUGAUACCGUUUCUAAAGCGUUGCGAGAACUUGUCGAAACGUAACGACGCAUGCAUUACUGGCCUCAUCGAGUACCUCGAGAGCAUCAGUAUUGAGGAUCUAUCUUCUAUAUUACUUGUGCUACAAUCUCCGAGCGAGUUCGAGCUGGAUGUCCGAACUCAUCUAGAGUUGGUAGAGCGUUGUCUAUUCGCUCACACUGGUACAGAACAGCUGGAUAAAGCUUGUGACUUGCUUGAUACGCUGCUGAAGGAGAGUGACGGCAGUAUAAGUGGCAGUGAAUUAGUUCGUCGCGUGAAGGAAGUGGAGCGUUUAGUUUCUGCUAGUAGCCGCUUAGCUUGGAGGGGAGUCAAAGUACCGCCGAGAGAAUUAAGGGAGCUAAAGGAAGAACCACAGUCAGUUUACAACUUGCUGACUAAAGUUUCUAGGACACUUGCGCUGGGGGAAGAAAAACCAUUGCCACAGGAUUGGGAGAAGUUGCUCAAAGAUAUUCUGGAACUGCAGUCCACAUUGUUCGAAUGUAUUUCUAAAGACCAGUGCUAUGAGAUCUACGCCCUAGCCCUCCUAACAUCAGGCGACGCGCCCAGCAUCAAGCUAGCGAGCGAAGUACUGACAUGCACCGCGGACGGACGCCGCAUGUCGACUCAAGUGAACUACCCGAGGAGUGUGGCGCUAGUGUCGGCGGCUGCUAUGGAGUACUUCAACUCGGCCAAUAGCUUGAUCGAUCCGGGGUUGGAACUGGCCAAAUGCUGUUUAACACUUAUUAAGGAUGAUAAUGCUGAAAUAAGGCAGGAGUUGGAUUUAAUAAAUUCGUUACAAAUAUUACACAGUUUCAAUGUUGGCGUUGUUCCUGUACAAGUUCGCAUCUGUGAGGAUAGGAUGUCGCUAAUAGAAGCGUGUUUGAUGUUGGAUCCUAAUGCAUAUCUGGCUAGUCAUAAACUGUUAAAGCUGGCAGCUUUAUUGAGAAUCGCCGGAGACGACGAAAUAGCCAGGGAAGGUCAAGUCCUCCAACUAGCAGGAUCAUACGCCUGCGCGGCCGGAGAAGCCGGCGGCGCGGGUGGCGCGGCCGGCAGCGGCGCGAGCGUGGAGCUGGCGCGGCGCCUGGCCACGCUGCGCCACGCGCCCGCCGCGCCGCUGCUGGCGCACGUGGCGCGGACUGCGCAUGCGCACGCGGACACGGCCACUAGGCGGCAGCUGUAUGCCGCAGCGUUGACUUAUACGCAGGCUGAUAAUAUUGAGGAUAUAUUGCGUGCCAGGAUGGGCUUAGAACUAGAGAGUCUACAACAGAUGGGCGUGACUCUCAAAGAGAACAGUGGUCUCUGCGAGCGCUGGCCCUCCACUGACGAUGAAUUUGCUGACGCUGUCACUACGCCAAUGGUCGAGAAGAAAGACCUGGUUCCAGCGCAGUCUGAGAUGAAGAUACCGCUCUUCAAUUAUCUGCUUGACACAUUCCAGAAUAAAUUCGCUAUCAGCGACACCAAAACUCCCACAACGGACGCAAACGACCGCACAAUCCACGUACAAGAGUUCUACCGCUCUCUAUACCCGGAACACGACGUGUCCAACAGUUACUACAGCUACGACCGGUUCGCGCUGCCGGACGCCAUCGACGGGCCCAUGACCGUCGGACAGAAUGUACUCAAGUGGUUCUAUAUACAGAAUUGCUUGGAGAACGGGGUUACCUGCGAGCUGGAGACUGAAGUUGUCCAAAAAUGUGCCGAGGAGAUACUCUACAAAGACACAGCGCUCAGCGUGUCAUGUCUCCUGCGCUCCACACAGGAGGCGCGGCACACACAGCGCCUCAUCGACACGCAGAACACGGACGCGGCCGUCAGCUGUGCGUUGUACGCCACGCUUAUAAAGUGCAAUGCGGCUGAUUUGAGAGAUAACGCGUAUUUUACUAAGCCUGCUGAGAUGGCCCGCGAAACCCUCGAACAAUCAAACGCAUCAGAGGAACAAAUGGAGAUGAUACGGCAAUGUAUCGAGCGACUCACCGGCAUGGGCGAAGUGGACACCCUCAGAGCUAUGGGCUACUCCGUCAAUGGAUUACUGUUCAACGCCGACGACGACUACCGACGGGAGAUCAUUUAUAGAGUAGCCAGAUCAACAGACAAAGCUCACGUAGAGCGCGCCUGCUCCCUAGCAGAGAAGUACAACAUGAAUGCCCUGGACGUGUGGCUGCAGCACGCCGCCGCCGCGCUGCGCAGCGCCGCGCCCGCGCCGCCGCCCGCGCCCGCGCAGCCGCAUGUGCAGCAUGCUCGCAUCAAAGAGGUUCUAUGGCCACAACUGCGUGGUACGGAACACAACGCGCUGAUCAAUUUCUUCGCGCUACUGAAGAGUGUGGAUGAGAAGGUGCCCAUCUCCGGUCUCACUGCGGCUGAACAUAUCAAACUGCUGAAGAAAGCUAAGGCUGCUUCUCCUGAACUGGACUACAAGCUGCUGCUAGAACAGCCGUCUACCGAGGACUUUACAGCCCACAUCCUGAACAUCAUCAAGCCUGAGAACGUGGGCAUGGUGACCAAGUUCCUCCGCACCCUGCCUCCGGCGUUCAAGAUACCGCUGUCCGUCAACACUAUAUAUACUAAGUGGCUCACUAAGUACUUCUUUAGUGUGCCAAGCAAUGCGACGAACAAGAAAUGGAUGCAGCAGUACCGACAGUGCGCGAGUUACUUCAACAAGCUCUCCAAACACGAACUGAUGCAGUUUGUCGCCGAUACAUGCUUCACUGAUAUGGCUAUAGAACGGGUGCCAGCUGGGACUCGCAACCUGAUGAUAAUGCAAGCAGUCGACUACUGCCAGCAAGAGCAGGAGAAUGACUUCAAGUUCAAUAAGAAUGAGCAGACUUGGGCCCAAGUGGGUCAGGAGUUGACGCGUUGGGCUCGUUUCUUGGAGAACUUCCAUUCCAGCACUAUACAGACUCUCAUCGACAAUACUAAUGUGCCCCGCACUGAGAUUUGGCCUGAAAUAGAGAAGAGCCACGGGGACACAGAGAAGCUAAUAUCGUGCAUCAGCCGGCUGGUGAUGAGGACGGACGUCAAGCUGAGCUCGCUGAGCACGCUGCGCCAGUGCCUGCACGUGGACGCAGACCUGCCGCAAGUGCUGCAGAGCAUUGUGGAACAUCAGCUCAGCUGUAUAUUCAGUUCCAGCAGCAUGGAGACCCUAGUCACUCGCCUAACCUCCUACCACAAAGAAGGAGUCAAGAUUCCAGAGGAACUCCUCGAGAAAGUGAUGCAGAAGGCCACGGAGUAUGCCCUCCCUCCUCACAAGCAGAUAGGCUUGCUGUCUCUCAGCCAGAAGUCCAGGGUUCAUGACAGUGAUGACAUGAUGAAGAUAGCCCAGUUUACGGUGGACCUGUUUAAGAAUGAGUGGUCCGAUUGCCAAUUUUCUAAAGAGGUUACUGACGAGAGCCUACUGACCGAGGAAGGUAGACAGGAUGCGUUCGCCAAGUUCCUCGAUCUAUCAGACUCGUGGCAGCGGAAGAAGGCUCUGGUCGAUGUUCUCAACUGCUGGCCACCGACUAGGAACAGCGAUUCUAGGAGCCUGCACAGUGAAUAUCUGAGCAGUCUACUUAAGAAUCCAACCGAUGCGACAGAGAACUUGGUGCUUAUCAAGCUACUACUCAGACGGCCAGUACUUGCUGAAGAGGAAGUGAAAUGGCUUGCCAAUAAUGUAAGAGCUGAAUCAGUGAUCAAUGCCACUUGGAUUCUACUCCUCAGCAAGACUGAACAUUACCAAGAUGACAUACUGAACUUAGUGCUUUUGCAUAAGGAGUACAUCGAAAAACAAGAAUUAGAGGACGAAUUCAUCAAAGAGCUGCUAGACAACAAUAUGUUCAUAAAACUGGUUUCAAGCCCGUUGUAUACCUCCAUUAUUAAUUACAUAAUCACCAAGGAGUCGGUCGGCGAGGAGGCCGUAGCUAACGAGUACUCCGUCGAGUGGGCCACCAACGAACUCGUGAGGGCCUCUCACAUCUCAGAGGCAGGACAUCUACAACUGAUGUUCAUGGGCGUCCCUGCCUCCCUGCGAGGAUUCUCGCAAACAGUCAUGUAUUGCAAAAAUAAGUUUAACAUUUAAAUAUUCUAUCUUAUUCCAAUCAGUGUCUAUAUUCUCUCUAAUAAAUUAUGGUUAAAGGGC
Messenger RNA from Helicoverpa zea (corn earworm), 6792 nucleotides. RefSeq names its product NBAS subunit of NRZ tethering complex-like. The transcript is spliced from 41 exons. The record is from RefSeq and is a predicted model, not a curated record. NCBI's taxonomy places the organism in Eukaryota, Metazoa, Arthropoda, Insecta, Lepidoptera, Noctuidae. Gene Ontology annotation, cellular component: endoplasmic reticulum membrane; Dsl1/NZR complex. Bases 115 to 6732 code for a protein of 2205 amino acids. Gene Ontology annotation, biological process: retrograde vesicle-mediated transport, Golgi to endoplasmic reticulum. Gene Ontology annotation, molecular function: SNARE binding.